UGUGAGCAAAGUAGGAGCUACAGGGCCGAAGUAUUUCCACGUGAGUUGCCGAGGACAUGGCGCCGUUACAAGAACCUGAGAUUCAGCUUGCUCAGAGAUUAGCCUCCAAUCAAAAGCCGAUUCGGACGAAGGCGAUGAAGAAGUUAAGAAAAUAUGUUGGUCUCAGGUCACAAAAAGCCGAAGGUGGAUUCACAAAUGAUGAGGUGCUCAAACUAUGGAAGGGUCUCUUCUAUUGCCUUUGGAUGCAGGACAAAGUACUGCUUCAGGAGGAGCUGUCAAAGCAGAUCUCUGGCCUUUUACACAGCUUCCAAAAUGUUGACAGCCAGUUUUUGUUUCUGAGCAGUUUCCUGCAGACUGUCAGUAGAGAGUGGACUGGCAUUGAUAUGUUGCGGAUGGACAAGUUUUUCCAGCUGGUUCGCUUCAUGUUCAGACAGACUUUUGAGGUGUUGAAGAAGAAGAACUGGGAAACCAGUCUGGUUGCCAGAUUCCUGGAGCUGCUGACUGAACAGAUCCUACAGAGUGGCGGUGGAGUCCCCCGUGGCCUGCAGUUCCACAUCCUGGACCUCUACAUAACCGAGUUGGCCAGGGUGGGCUCAGCCGAGCUCACUGCCACUCAGAACCAGACGUUCAUCAACCCGUUUUGCAAAACAGCUGCCAGAACCAAGGACCGUAUCCUGUUCCAGGCCAUCUGCAGUAGCGUUUUCAGCACCAUCAUUGAACAGGCUCCCUUUGCUAUCGAGGACUUGAUGAGAGAGAUAAAGGCAGCCGAUGCAGAAGACUCUGCCUCAGGCCAGGCUUCCGAGGAAGAGGAAGGAGAAAAUGAGAAAAUGAAGAGCAAAACAAUCGGCAAGAGAGGAAAAGGAAAACAAAUCAAUGGUAUUAAAACAAACAAGGAAGAUGGUGAUGAUUGUGAUGAAGAGCUUCUUCACUUGGAGGAGGACUCUGAUGCAGAGUUGCUGGAUGAUGGGGAAAUUGGACCAGUGCUACAGUUUGACUAUGCUGCCCUGGCAAGCAGGCUGUUUGAGCUAGCCAGUCGAAGCAACACGCCCAGCCACAACCGACAGAGGCUGUACAAAAUCGUCAAAGUACUGCGUGACCUCAGUGAAGGAAUCUUUCCUCAAGAUGAGUACCCAGAGGAGGUCUCCACAGAUGAGGAUGAUGAUAUGUUUGGCAGCAGGAAGAGGAUGAAAAGGGGAAGAGGCCCCGGGCCGGAGGAUACGGAGGAGGGGCACCCUGCAGUCAAGAAGAAGAAAGGUAAGAAAAAGAAGUCCACACCUGACACACAAAACAAGGACAUGACAAAGGAUUCCAGUGAACCAGGAGACUUGGCAACCAAUGUCGAGAAGAAAAAGAAGAAGAAGAAGAAAAAGAAGAAGAAGAAGCAGGUAGGGGAGGGGAAAGAAGAUGGUGAGGAAAAGGAACAGACCCCUGUUGUUGUUUUAUCAGUUGAAAGAGAAAGACAAAGUGCAAUGAACAACACAGAAAAUGCAUCAGAAUCCACUAUAGCAGAGACUGAAUGUUCCCGUCCAGCCACCGCUGCCAAGGAUGAAUGUGAGGUGGCAAAGAUGGAAAGCUCUACCUCAUCUGCAGACGUCAUGGAGGAUAAAUCAGCAAUGGUAUAUCCUUUGGAGGUAAAGAGCCAGUCGUCAGUCACAUCCACGGAGCAAGCCAGCCAACCAGUGUGUGAGACCUCUGUGGGCAUUGUCAAGGACCAAUCUGACAACUUGUCAAAAAAGAAAAAGAGGAAGAAGUCUGAGGUCAGCUCGGAGGUACCUGACCCCUUAGUGAUGAUCACAGAGCCAGCAGAGAUACACGAUACUACAGCUAAAGAUGCCACACCCUUCCUACCCAAGAAGACUUUGCUGCCAGAGACCACUCCUACCACUACUACUAUAACGCAAACAAAGAAGAAGAAAAAGAAACAGGGUUCCAAUGCAGAAAUUGAAGCAGAGGGGGAAAGCAUGGUGGCUGAAAUCCAUUCAGUUGUUGGAGAGGCAUCAACAGAAGAUACCACAGCGACACCACAUAAGAAGAUGACCAAGAAGGGAAAACAAGAAGUGAAUAUGGUUAAGGAAAACGAAACGACACAUACAACACAGGAGGAUAUGACACUUGCACAGCUAGCUGCAGAUACUAGUGCUGUUACUCCAUCCAAAAAGAACAAGAAGAAGAAGAAGACAGCGUCAGUGGUGGUGGAGCCAGUAGAGGUGGAAGCCGCAGUCACAGAACCGCCUCAGAAAAUGACUGUAGCUGUUGCACCAUCAGGAGUCACCAUGGAAACCCUAGUCAAGAAAAUUAAAAAGAAGCAAAAGCCAGCAGCUGACCAAGAGUGUGAGGUUGAAGGUCAUGUCCAGUCUGAGGUGACAGAUGGUGCGAAUGUGGAGCCCCUAGGUGAGGAUGCUCGUCCAGAAAGAGGAAUACUUCCUCCCACGGGGAAAAAGGGCAAGAAGAAGAGGAAGAUACCCAUUGUGUUUGAGUUUGAGGAAGAUGAGCUUGAGGCAAAAAUGAAUGGCCUAGCUGAGGAAGAGACGGUAGCCAAGAGGGCCCACCUGAGCGAUGAUGUGGCGAAGCCAUGCACCCCUCUAAAGUCUAAAAAGUCGCAGAAGACGACGACCAAAGCAGGAUCGGGGUCUGAAUUCAUCACCUUCCAGAGCAACGCCUCUAUUCCAGUGCCACUUUUCUACAAGACCAAGGGAAGCCCCAGCACACCUCUCUCUGGCAAAAAGAAGACUGCCAAAUCAGAGUUGAAGAAGGUGACUUUUGGCCUCAAAAAUAAUAAAACGGCAGAGUUCAAGAAGACCGAUCGCAGCCUGCUGCUCAGCCCAGAGGGGUCAUUGCGAGUGCCCUUUGACCCUGAGCAGAAACCCAAGUUUGGGGUCUUGAAAUCUCCAGUCACCAGCAUCAAAAAGACUCCAAAGGCAAAUGGCAAAACCACCACCACCACAAAGAGCACCCUGAAAAGACGAAUGACUGCGGCAGACUUCUUCUAAUGUGCCCCAGUGACAGACUGGCUGUGGAUGUUAUCCUCCUGUUUUGGUCCCAACAUGGAAAAAACUCUUGUCGCCUAUUUAGAGGAUAUACAGAUGAUUUUUUUAAAUGUUUAUAUAAUUUCAUUAUUGUUGUUUUUGCCACUUUGAGUGAGCUGAUGUUUUUAAUAAAACUCAC
Molecule: messenger RNA, 3165 nt
Organism: Lampris incognitus (smalleye Pacific opah)
Lineage: Eukaryota; Metazoa; Chordata; Actinopteri; Lampriformes; Lampridae
Gene: rrp1
Product: ribosomal RNA processing 1
Exons: 16
Coding region: 57-2990 (977 amino acids)
Biological process (GO): rRNA processing
Cellular component (GO): preribosome, small subunit precursor; preribosome, large subunit precursor; nucleus
Source: RefSeq, a predicted model, not a curated record